Xylona heveae TC161 is the source of this 1546-nucleotide messenger RNA. Its product is annotated as DUF1295-domain-containing protein. NCBI's taxonomy places the organism in Eukaryota, Fungi, Ascomycota, Xylonomycetes, Xylonales, Xylonaceae. The coding region runs from base 132 to 1310 and encodes 392 amino acids. Gene Ontology annotation, cellular component: membrane. The transcript is spliced from 4 exons. The record is from RefSeq and is a predicted model, not a curated record.
CCGCUCUAACCUCUGCUACAUAAUAACUUAUCUCGACGUCGUCGGAACGUUCGCUGGCAGAAACAACACCUUCCCACCAGCGAAAGGGAUUCACUAUUCACAGUGAUAUCCUCAACUUGACUGUGGCAGCCAUGGCUUCUCUCAGUCCUCUGCCAGUCGUCAAGACUGUCUCCGAUUGCGCCGACUUCUCUCGCACAGUGCUACCAUACCUCCCACAGCUCCGCGAGCUCCCUUCACAAAUAUUCCACUCCAUUCAGGAUCCGCAACAGCUCAAGGAAAUCUACGUUUCGACGAAUCCGCUCAUCCUUGCAUUUGCGUUUUCGCUCUUUCUGUCACCGCUGUUCCUCUUCUCCUCGCAAAUCAACAAAAACUAUUCUCAAGUGGACCGUUUCUGGAGCAUUCUGCCAACACUAUACAAUGCGCACUUUGUCACCUGGGCACACAUGGUUGGCUUACCGACCUUGAGGCAGGAUACACUGAUAGCAUUUAGCGUCGUCUGGUCGCUCCGCUUGACAUACAACUAUUGGCGCAAAGGCGGAUACUCGAUUGGAUCCGAAGACUACCGGUGGAAGAUUGUCCAGUCAUGGAUGUCCCCUAGUCUCUUCUUCCUGUUCAAUGUUGUAUUUAUUUCUACUUUCCAGAGCAUUCUCCUCUUUCUCAUUACCACGCCGACCUACGUCCUUUUGCUAGCCUCACGGGUCACGGGCAAUGAAAACACGACAGGAGACUUGGUCUUUUCCCGCGUGCUCAUGGCACUUAUUCUCGUAGAAUUCUUCGCUGACCAGCAGCAAUGGGCCUUCCAAGAAGCCAAAAAGGAAUACCAAAAGACCGCCAAAGUACCUCGGAAGUUCAACCAAGAAGAUCUCGACCGCGGAUUUGUCGUAUCCGGAUUAUGGUCGUGGUCACGACACCCCAAUUUCGCCGCCGAGCAAGCCAUCUGGAUCAUCUUGUAUCAAUGGGGUUGCUAUACUACGGACACGUUAUUCAACUGGACCGUCGUCGGGUCCAUUUUUUACGCCUUCUUAUUCCAGGGCUCGACUUGGCUGACCGAGAGCAUUUCUGCCAAAAAGUAUCCCGAGUACCGCGAAUACCAGAAACUCGUGCCCAAGUUCAUCCCGAAACUCUUAGGAUCCGGCGACUCUUUGUUUUCUGUGCCUGUGGAGUCGAGCACGAACACGAGCACGAGCACGGCCGCGACUAAGGCCAAGGAGCCGAAGCUUGUGAAAAAUGCCAAUGCGCCAAAACUAAAGACAAGAGCAGCAAGUGGAACCGGCAAUGGUUCCUCUUCGGGGUCUUCCAAAAAGGAAUGAAAUGUGAAAUAGGCAUCUUUACAGCCGGAAGUCGUGCAAUUUGGAAAGAUUGUUUGCUAUUAGAAGUGAAGGUAAUAUUGAUAAAUCUGAUCGAUAAAGCUGAUCGAAAGAUAAAUACUCAAAGAGUAUGGAGAUAGAGUAAUUUACCAAAUCUCGGCUUUUCUUCUUGGAAUACAGAUUGCUUGAAAUAGCAAUAGCUAGACCUAUCACACAUGUAUAUGAUGCACGUGUAGCCA